AUGUUGUUUGCUGCAUUAUUUGGUUGGCAACAAUUGGCUAUUAUAUCAACAAUCUUAUUAUAUCUAUAUUAUCGACUGACCCGCAAUUAUAGCUAUUGGUCAUCCCGUAGUAUCAAUGGACCCAAACCGUUGCCAAUAUUGGGCACAAUGUGGCAAAUGUUUCAAAAGCCAGCCUUUCAGAUAAAUUUAGAUAAUCGCAAAACUUAUGGCAAUCUUUAUGGAACCUAUUUGGGUACCCGACCCGUACUAGUACUAACUGAUCCACAAUUGAUCAAAGAUGUCAAUAUAAAAGAUUUCAAUAUAUUUGUCGAUCGCAACGAUCUAAUCAAUUUCAAUGACCCGAUUGCCGAUCGGGCAUUGUUUACGGCAAUGGGCGACAAAUGGAAAAGUUUGAGAUCAGUGAUUAGUCCGACAUUUUCAUCGGGAAAAAUGCGUGCAAUGCAUCCGAUUAUCAUUGAGUGUGUGAAACGUUUGGACAGAUAUUUGUCGGACAAAAAAGAGAUUGAAAUGACGACAACAAUGUCAAAGAUGACAAUGGAUGUGAUAGUCCGGUGCGCUUUUGGCAACGAAAUCGACACUUACGACGAACAACGGACCCAUGAUUUUAUAGUCUACUCGCGACGCCUACUGAGUGCCAAUUGGCGGACACUAUUGACGUUCAUUGUGGGCGCCAUUUCACAAGAUUUGCUUCAAUGGUCGGGACUGAAGUUAAUCGAUCCGGCGGUCGAAACAUUUUUCAGAUCAGCUAUUAAGACAAUUGUCGAUAAACGCCGGGCAGACGGAUCGGGUCCGAAACAUAAAGAUUAUAUACAGCUAAUGAUUGACGCCAGAAAUAAGACAUCGUUGUCGUCGGACAACAAUAAAGAAGUGGACGAUAACAUCAUCAACAGCGACGAAAUAUUCACGAAGACAGCGAAGUCGUCAUCGGUGGACAAACAUUUUGCCGACAUUAAGGGCGAAGUUGAUGACGACGACGUAUUGGCCAACUCUAUCAUCUUUUUAGUGGCCGGCUAUGACACCAGUUCGAUGGCACUGUCCUUCCUGUUCUAUGCACUGGCACUUCAUCCCGAUUGUCAGCAAAAACUUUACGAUGAAAUCAAACGGUUUGACAAUCAAUACGAUUACGAAACUAUAGCCAAAAUGUCAUAUCUGGAGGCGUGUGUGGCGGAAACGCUCAGAGUCUACAAUCCGAUCAGUACUGUCGGACGUAUGGCUGCCCGAGAGUAUACUGUCGGCGAUACUGGCAUUACAGUACCGAAAGGCAUGUUGAUUAUGUGCGACAUACAAUCGCUACACCGAAAUCCUGAAUACUUCCCGGAUCCCGAUCGUUGGAAUCCCGAACGGUUUAUGCCCUACAAUCGGGAUAAGUUAGUUCCCUAUACUUAUAUGCCGUUUGGUUUGGGUCCCAGAAAUUGUGUGGGAAUGAGGUUUGCAUUGAUGGAAAUGAAGACAGCUGUAGCCUAUCUGAUCACUAGAUAUCGGUUCAUACAGACGGCUAAUACAACAAUACCGUUGACGUACGCGAAGUAUGACUUUCUUUUAAGGCCCUGUGCUGUCAAUAUUGGUAUUGAACGCCGUCUAUAA
Molecule: messenger RNA, 1584 nt
Organism: Oppia nitens
Lineage: Eukaryota; Metazoa; Arthropoda; Arachnida; Sarcoptiformes; Oppiidae
Product: cytochrome P450 3A8-like
Exons: 5
Coding region: 1-1584 (527 amino acids)
Molecular function (GO): monooxygenase activity; heme binding; oxidoreductase activity, acting on paired donors, with incorporation or reduction of molecular oxygen
Source: RefSeq, a predicted model, not a curated record